GCACCAGAGGAGGAAGGUCUGCGUCUGCUUUGUUGUGACAUGCAAAUGUUAAACUAGUGUUAUUUGUCGCAAGUUCCAGUUUUCAUAUGGACGAGUCGCAUUUCACCACAAGUUAAAACUAUGUGACCAACAUUAGUUUUGACAGCAGGACAUAUAGUCGAGUAACGGGGCCUACAAUUUCCCACAGAAAUGUCAAACCGUGAGCGAAACAAGAAGAUUUUACUGGAACUGGUGAAGCAGCCGGAGAACAGGGAGUGCGCGGACUGUGGCGCGCCCGAUCCAGACUGGGCAUCCUACAGGCUGGGUGUGUUUGUGUGUCUGCACUGCUCUGGCUUCCAUCGCAGCCUGUCCAGCCGGGUCAAAUCCAUAAAGCUGGACUUCUGGGAGGAUGACCUGGUGCAGUUCAUGAAAUCCAAUGGCAACGCCAGAGCCAGAGCUUUGUAUGAGAAAGCUGUUCCAGUGUAUUACUAUCGGCCCCAGAAAGAGGACUAUGACGUCCUGAGAGAACAGUGGAUUCGGGCUAAAUAUGAGAGGAUGGAAUUCACAGGAGAAACCAAGUAUCCACCACUUUCAUAUACCACAGGCUUCUAUGAAGGGAUGCUGUGGAAGAAAGGAAAAGAGAGCUUGCAGUUUUUGAAGAGGAAGUUUGUACUGUCAGAAAGAGAGUUUACCCUGAGUUAUUACAACAAGGAUGAUGAGUCCAAAGGCCCCAAGGCUGUAAUCUCCAUCAAGGACCUGAACGCCACCUUUCAACCAGAGAAGAUCGGCCACCCUCAUGGACUGCAGCUGACCUACCAACAGGACAAUCACACUAGGAACCUCUAUGUUUUUCACAAUAACGCUGAGGAAAUAGUCACAUGGUACAAUGCAAUUCGUGCUGCUCGUUAUGUAUACCUGAAGACAGCAUACCCGACUGGAAGUGAUGAAGAACUGAUACCAAAGAUAACAAGAAACUACCUCAAAGAGGGAUACAUGGAAAAGACGGGUCCAUUGCAAAAGGAGCCAUUCAGAAGGAGGUGGUUUAUUUUGGACUCUCAAAACAGGAAGCUGUUAUACUUCAAAGACCAGCUGGAUGCAGAGGAGUUAGGGGUCAUUUUCAUCGGCACAGAGCGCAACGGCUAUUCUGUGAGGGAGUGCGUCCCAAAGUAUGCUCGGGGAAACAAAUGGAAGUUCGGCAUUAUGGUGGAGACGCCGGAGCGGCAGUUUGUCUUCAUGUGUGAGCAGGAGAGGGAGCGGAAUGAGUGGCUGGGCACACUCAAACAAGUCCUGUCCAGGCCCAUGGCACCGCAGGAUUAUACCACUGAAGCCAAUAUCAGGCAUAAACGGUGAGAGGUGUGAUGGUGGUGAGAUGACUGCUGGUUUGAAAACACAAAGCAUUGAAGAACUACAGCACAACAGGUGAACCAACAACCCGUUGGCAAUGCACUAUAUCAGCACUGACUGUUCACCAGGUUGCUCCCAGUACUGACUCUCAUCUCUGUGCUGUGGUGCUUGUUCAAAGGGGAUUUGUUGGGUUUUCCCUCUAUAAUAAUAAUAGUACUUUGUAAAGUGUCAUGAGAUGACCUUUAUUGUGAUUUGGCACUAUACAAAGUAUUGAAUUGAACUGAAUUGUAAAGCAUCUUGAACCAUGACUGUCUGUGCUACAAUGUGGAGUUAAGACUCACUUCAACUCACACUGAAUCUGAAACUCAGGAUCAUUAUGUAAAUUCAACACAUAUGAACAAACAUACACCUCUGUUACUAAAUAAACACUGUUAGUAACAGGAGAUACUGUAGGUUUGCAAUCACUGUAUAUCAUCAUGCUAUUUUUUUUUACCU
Molecule: messenger RNA, 1818 nt
Organism: Monopterus albus (swamp eel)
Lineage: Eukaryota; Metazoa; Chordata; Actinopteri; Synbranchiformes; Synbranchidae
Gene: adap2
Product: ArfGAP with dual PH domains 2
Exons: 11
Coding region: 190-1329 (379 amino acids)
Biological process (GO): positive regulation of GTPase activity; heart development
Cellular component (GO): cytoplasm; intracellular membrane-bounded organelle; plasma membrane
Molecular function (GO): GTPase activator activity; phosphatidylinositol bisphosphate binding; phosphatidylinositol-3,4,5-trisphosphate binding
Source: RefSeq, a predicted model, not a curated record